AUGAACCGUAACAGCACCCCCGAAGGAAGCGCCCUGUCCUCGCUCCGACCACCGCAGUCGAGGACAUCAGUCGGCGCCGGUCCCUCCCUGCGAGCCUCUGCCGACGUCGCCGCCAUGACGGGCAGCACACCCGCCAGCCGAAUCCGUCCCUCGUCAGACUUCUACGGCCAGUCCCAGGGCCAGGGCCAAGGAGGUAUUGAUUCGGAGGACAAGAUGACACAGCAGUGGAUUGCCGACAUAGACCAGUACGAGACCACGCUCGAGGAGAUGGCCGCGGCUACGCUGGACCAGGACUUCAAGGAUGAACUCAGCGCUAUUGAACAGUGGUUCCGGGUCCUGUCCGAAGCUGAGCGCACUGCUGCCCUCUACGCUCUGCUACAACAGACUACCCAGGUCCAGAUUCGUUUUUUUAUUCAAGUCCUUCAACAGAUGGGUAAGAACCAUCCGAUGUCAGGCGUCCUGUCACCAGCAAACUUCGACAAAGAUCCCAUGUCGAACCGUCUGAGCGACGCUAUGAAUAAACUCAACGUGAACUCAUCCAGAAACUCUAUGCCCCAGGCUUCUGCCAAGAGAUUCUCUGGGCUCGAGCCGUCAACCAUCAAUGCCAUGUUCCCAGACGCUGCCGCGGCUAUUGCUACUGAAAAGGCAAAGUUCACCCAGCAAACUGGCCAGCAGCCACCCUCGAACCGCAACAGCACUGUGGUCGAUGUGAGAAACUCGCUCGCUCCAACCAUUGCAGAGGAGUCAAACGGUCAGCACCCUUCUUCUCCCUGGGGCGACGGUUCGAGACCUAAGUCUUCCUCAGGCCAGCCGCCUAUGGGACAAUUCGUGCAGCCUCCUCCUUCAGCGGGAUUAAGAUCGCCUCGCCCUCAGAUCGGAUCGAACCAGAACAUUCAAAGUCAAACAAUUAAUGCUCCCGACAAAUCCGCAUCCGACCUGCCCCUUCUUUCGCCUUACGGAGCUAGCGGGAACUGGGCGUCCAUGGUGAAUACGCCCAUGGUCCCCAACUUCAACAAUGGUGCGCCAAACCAAGCCGACAUGGUAGCCAAUGCCACUGCUAUGAAGCUUGCCGCACUUUCUACAGUCAACAACCGCUUUGCCCUCGACGAUGUCCGCAAGUACCGCCGAGCACGUUCCAACGAUGCCCCCGGUGCUGCCCAGAACCCGCUGUCCCCAGGCCUGCCGGGUGGCCUUCCUAGUACCAAUGUUGUUAUGAUUAACGAGCACGGUCAAGUACUGAAUCGCGACCAGCUACUUGCCAUUCAGAAUCAGCAGGCCAUGGGCGGUUUCGGCUCGCGCUCAAGGCCCAGCUCGCCAGGCAUUGCCAUGCAGGGAGGAUUCGGCGGCAUGGGCAACUUUGCUUCGCCGCAGAACAACGGCUUUUUGACAGCCUACGAUUCAAACAACCCACUACUGAACAACGGAUUGAACAUGGGUCAACUUGGUCUGGGACCGGACACUUAUCUAUCUGACUCUGACAUGCGGCGUGGACGAUCCCCUCGCGGUCGCCGUGGCAGCUCCAAGCCUCCGGAGGACCCGACUGACCCCUCGCUGCUUCAAGAUAUCCCUGCAUGGCUGCGUUCGCUCCGACUGCACAAGUACACGGACAAUCUCAAGGACAUGCAGUGGACUGACUUGGUCGAACUUGACGACAAAGCUCUCGAGGAUCGAGGCGUCAAUGCGCUAGGCGCACGUAGAAAGAUGUUGAAGGUUUUCGAGCAGGUCAAGGAAGCCAAGGCCGAUGGCAAGCUGAGCUAG
Pestalotiopsis fici W106-1 is the source of this 1758-nucleotide messenger RNA. RefSeq names its product Protein VTS1. The transcript is spliced from 3 exons. The record is from RefSeq and is a predicted model, not a curated record. Gene Ontology annotation, biological process: regulation of mRNA stability; nuclear-transcribed mRNA poly(A) tail shortening. The coding region runs from base 1 to 1758 and encodes 585 amino acids. NCBI's taxonomy places the organism in Eukaryota, Fungi, Ascomycota, Sordariomycetes, Amphisphaeriales, Sporocadaceae. Gene Ontology annotation, cellular component: P-body. Gene Ontology annotation, molecular function: protein binding; mRNA binding; translation repressor activity.